Spirodela intermedia is the source of this 3795-nucleotide messenger RNA. The record is from the annotation of a GenBank genome assembly. Lineage: Eukaryota; Viridiplantae; Streptophyta; Magnoliopsida; Alismatales; Araceae.
AUGUCAGUGCUUGGGUUCGCCCUCGUACAGUUCUCUGAUCUGAUCGAAACCAUGGUGAUCUCUCCUGCCUGUCAGCUAAAAUUUAUGAUUUCAUUAUCCUGAUGUCCCCUGGACAGUGAUCUUCUCCCAGAGUGUUGCUCUCCUCAUUCCGUGCCCUUUUGGCGAUUCGUUCACUGAACUAGGAUCGUGGCUGCUGAAUUGGGGAAGGAUUGUGUAGAACGUCUUGCAGAUCUCGGGGAUAGCUGUUUGAGUGAGCUUAGUCGUCUUUUUCCGUCGUGCAGGCAUCGUCGAAGAAGGUUAUCACGAAGGAGGAGUGGGAGAAGAAACUCAAUGAUGUCAAGAUCAGGAAGGAGGACAUGAAUAAGCUGGUGAUGAACUUCCUUGUGACGGAAGGUUACGUGGAGGCGGCGGAGAAGUUCCGGGUUGAGUCUGGCACCGAACGUAUCCUUGUAGACGGAGACUAAUGUGAAUGUACUCCUCUCGUUAUCUUAGCUCCGUCGGUUAUUCGAUUGUAGUCAACAACACCCGUGCCUCCCGCUCUCCGUUUCUUUGUCUCAUGGCCAAGUUCUUGAGGUAAAACGGUGGAUCAUCCUUAUUGUUACAUAGCAGACAUCGAUCUUGCGACAAUAACGGAUCGCAUGGCUGUCAAAAAGGCUGUGCAGUCUGGAAAUGUGGAGGACGCUAUUGAGAAAGUGAAUGAUUUGAAUCCAGAGGUACCGCCAUGUGACCUUCAACCAUCUUUACACUGCAUAAAAUGAAUAGAGAAAAUAUACUUGCGUUUUAUCGUUUAUGUUUCUGUUAAAACUAUCUAGUUAUACUUUCCUUUCUUCUUGGUUGAAACUCAUUCUGUACUUGCAUCCAUUCUUUUACCUGUCUACCGGCACUCUGUUGAUUUGUUUCUAUUUUUUUCGUUCUUUUUUUCUCCUGUACAUCACAAAAUAAUUUCUUCAAUGAUCAGCCCGUUAAUCCCAAAGUAUGAGACAGUCUUGUCAUGGUACUUCUUUUCACGUUAGACAAGGCUGGAAGCGUUUACUUUCGUAAGAGCAGAGCAUCCCCCUGAUUCUCCUUUGCUUUUAUAAGAAUAUGGCUCUAUGUUCCUGACGUUCAUAGAACUCUUUCAUUUCUUUUCCCUCGUGAAUGAGUAAAGCUGCAUCAUUCCAGCAGUUUUUCGUAGUUCCAAUAUUUAAAAGAUUGCGUUUAGUGGCAUUUUCAGCUUCCUUGAUUUAAGAAACAUCAACAUGGUAAAGAAGUUGGAUUGGUUUACUCAGUAGCAUUAUGUACUGGUUGAACGAGUUAAUUAGCGAUACUUAGCCAGUAGAUGCAAUUGACCGAUCUGUUAUGCGUCAUCAAAUGAUGGUUUUUGCAUUUUUCGUUAAGGGUUAUCUUGUGCCAUCCUUUUUUAGUUACCAAUGUCCAUUUUAGGAGGCCAGCAUGAAUGGUUCCUGUCAUCUUAUCAUUCCAUCAGAAUGCUAUAUUUUAAAGAUCCUUGGCUAGGAAAUUGUUACUGUCAAUGCAUGUUUACAUCUAACCGUUCCUCAUUACUCGAGUGCGUGAUUGUGCUUUUUUUGUGGAAAAAUACACUAAUUGUCUCACUGUGUAUGUUAAACUAACUCCUCUUAAUCGUAGGAUGCCAAAGUUUCUGUAUGUUUUACUGGCGCAUGAUGUAAUAUUGCGAUUGAAAGUAUGCUUUUAGCCCAGGAAUUCUAUAAAAUGAAUAUGCAGACUCCUGCUUGACGCAUCACCUGAGCAGUCGCUUUCUGGUCAUAUAGGUAGGAUUAUUGGAGAAAAGUGUAGAGGGUUGCUUUGGGAGAAAAGAGCCCAAGUUUACUUGCUUUGGGGGUGGGGUUGGGAUUCCGAUCUCUAGCUAAAUCUUUUGACAGCCCUUUGCCUAAGCCUAGAAAUCUUUUGGGCACCAGGAGGUGGUUCUCCCAAACAUAUUAGUACAGGUUUCCCAAUCUAUUAGAGUAUGGUUUAUAAAUCCUUAACGUACUAUAAUCAUACACACUUCAUGUUAUAAAAUUAUGCUUGCUUUUAUUUCAUUAAAAGCCUGUACUGACCUUCCCAUUGAUCAACAUUUCCGAACCUAGGUUCCCUGGUAAUGAAUGUUUGAAUGCAGGUCAAAAACUGUCAUGUGGAGCUGAUGGAUUUUAUGUUUCUUUAGUUCCUUGACCAAAGUUAGUUAAUAUCCCUGGAAAUAAUUAUUUGACGAUUUUAUGUCUGAAUCAUGUGAUGCAUUUGCUUGCUUGAAAUUUUAUCAAUUUAUGUCUGGAGAAAUUUUCCACACCUAAGCUAUUAUGCUCAGACUCGUCAUUAACGCCAUGUGGCAUCAAUUUUCUCACUUCCACUUAGUUUUCCCAGAUGGUAGAACAGGAAGUCAUUUAACUAUAGUAAAUUUAUCCUUGUAUUAUAAAGACGAAUGUGUUCCUCAGAAUGAAUAUUUAUCGUUGCUGAGGUAGAGUCUUUUUUUUCCACAGAUAUUGGAUACAAAUCCAGAGCUGUUCUUCCAUCUUCAACAACAAAGGAUGAUAGAACUUAUACGCAAUGGUAGACUAGAGGAAGCUUUGGAGUUUGCUCAGGAGGAACUUGCACCACGAGGUGAAGAAAAUGUAAGCCUCUGACAAACCUUAUUGUUUCAUCCUUAACCUGAAACUGGUCUCUGCCCUUGAUGUAUUAGUAGGGAGAAAUCAUGUUAAUUGGAUUGGUUUCUCUUUGAUGGUGCGCAUAUCGUUUUUUGUUGUGUUUGACUUUGACUCUUUUGAAAAUGAUGAGCAUCUCCUUUUUGCAGCAAAGUUUCCUUGAAGAACUGGAAAAGACUGUUGCACUUCUUGCCUUUGAAGACGUCUCCAAUUGUCCAGUUGGGGAUCUCCUGGACAUGUCUCAGCGCCUAAAAACUGCCAGUGAAGUGAAUGCAGCCAUACUUACGAGCCAGAGUCAUGAAAAGGGUCAGAUUGUCCUGGAUAAUUUUUUCUAUGCGUAUGCUAGUUUCUCAUUUAUUUUUUGGCACGUUUAUAUUCAUGCACACACCAAACCCAAGCACACCAGAUCUCCACAUUCCUUGAGAAAUAAUUGUCCACUGAUCUUGAUACAUUCUGGGUUCUUCAUUGGCUGGUCUUUCCAAUUCCACAUUUCUAUCCGUUCUUUCACUUCAUCUUGUUUGAUGGCAUCUUACCUUCCCUUAGCUCUCCCAAGUAUCAAUAUGGCUCAUUCGCAAUGCCCCCAUUAGGGUUCUCAUGAAACCAGUGAUGAGACCCAACUAUCUCCUUCUCCAGCAGAGACAAUGCGCAGCUUUCACUUGCAGUGAAACCUUUCGAAACCUUCUUGAUCCAACCUCUCCCUCAUUGAAGACGUGGGGUUAAACGAAUGACGGACAACACACUUGCAGUGAGAUAUAGCAUUUGGAUAUUUAGCCACCUCCUCUAAAUAAGAACCUGUCAUCUUGAGUCUAAUGCCUUGAUGCCUUACCACUCUCCAAAGAAACCAAUGGAAAUCGGAAUAAAAAAACUGACCAAUGUGAUUUCAUGGUAUAUCCAUUGGUUACCGUAUCUUUGCAUAUUGGCUUUCAUUAAUUCCGAGUAUUUUUCUCAUUGAUUUCUAUUUAUCUCCUUUACUCCGCAUGUGGAGCAAUUGAUCAAUCCCAUCAUUUUUUCUUUGUAUUGAACAACUCAAAUCACAGAUCCAAAGCUCCCGAGCUUGUUGAAGAUGCUAAUAUGGGCCCAAAACCAGCUCGAUGAGAAGGCCGUCUACCCCCGCAUCAAUGAUCUCGCCUCUGCAAAACUCGAGGAUCCUGUUGUCUGA